AUAGGAUGAGAGGAUUUCUUGCAGCAGCCCUCCUGGUGUUUGGCAUUCUUCUCAACCUGGACACAGCAGCGUCAGCGUGGGAAGACAAGGAUUUCUUCAGCUACUGCCCGCCGUCGCGGUGCAGCGAGCAUGGCCCCGAGAGGAAGUGCAGAAAGAAUCCUCAAUUUCUCUGAUACCACGGUCUGGUGGUAUCGCUACGAUUGCCCACAGUGUGAACAACUGGGAGGACGCUGCGCAUUCAGCUCGCAAAGGAAUCAAACAUUCUGCAUGCGUCGAGGUUCACAUGUCAAAGUAAUUGCAGCUACAUCAUCGGUUGCCGCAUUUGUUGUUCUUUUGUUGAUGGUGGCCACUGCACUCUAUCUUUCUCUGAAGACAAGAUAUAACGAAGAGAUACAUCUGAAGGUAGAAAUGUUUCUCAAAACAUAUGGCACAUCGAAACCCACGAGGUACACUUUCUCCGAAGUAAAGAAGAUAGCAAGACGGUUCAAGGUUAAAGUAGGACAAGGAGGAUUUGGAAGUGUGUACAGAGGUGAGCUACCAAAUGGAGUCCCUGUGGCGGUUAAGAUGCUAGAAAAUUCCGAAGGGGAGGGAGAUGAAUUCAUCAAUGAGGUUGCAACUAUAGGGAGAAUCCACCAUGCAAACAUUGUCCGCCUCCUUGGCUUUUGCUCAGAAGGAACAAGGCGGGCUCUCAUUUACGAAUACAUGCCUAAUGAUUCGCUGGAGAAAUAUGUAUUUUCACAUGAUUCUGAUACUUCUCAAGAAGUCCUAGUACCAAGCAAGAUGCUAGAUAUUGCUAUAGGCAUUGCCCGAGGAAUGGAGUACCUGCAUCAAGGAUGUAACCAGCGUAUCCUCCACUUUGACAUCAAGCCUAACAACAUCUUGCUGGACUAUAACUUCAGUCCGAAGAUUUCAGACUUUGGCCUUGCAAAGCUGUGUGCGAGGGACCAAAGCAUUGUUACCUUGACUGCAGCAAGAGGCACAAUGGGCUAUAUUGCACCAGAGCUAUAUUCUCGGAACUUUGGAGAGAUAUCUUACAAGUCAGAUGUUUAUAGUUUUGGCAUGCUGGUGUUAGAAAUGGUUAGCGGGAGGAGGAACUCAGACCCAAGUGUUGAAAGCCAAAACGUGGUCUACUUCCCAGAAUGGAUCUAUGAACAGGUUAACAGUGGGCAGGAUUUGGCACUUGGUAGGGAAAUGACACAGGAAGAGAAAGAAACGGUCAGACAGCUAGCCAUUGUAGCGUUAUGGUGCAUUCAGUGGAACCCAAAGAACCGGCCAUCAAUGACAAAGGUGGUGAACAUGCUAACAGGGAGGUUGCAGAAUCUACAGGUGCCGCCUAAGCCGUUUUUGUCAACUGAUAGCUAUCCUGUGCUGUAAGACUUGCAGAAGAUGGUACCAUAAUUCAGUAAAGGAAUAUGUGAUGGAUUAUCAUGCAACAAAUACAUAGCAUUAGAAUGCAAUGUAUUCUUAUUGUUCCAAGCCACAUGAAGUAUGCAUUGCCACUCUUCACUGUAUAAACAUUAAACGAGAGAAUUCGAUAUUUGUGGUUCAGUUGUCGUGGUUACCUUA
This is a messenger RNA of Oryza sativa Japonica Group (Japanese rice), 1566 nucleotides long. The record is from RefSeq and is a predicted model, not a curated record. NCBI's taxonomy places the organism in Eukaryota, Viridiplantae, Streptophyta, Magnoliopsida, Poales, Poaceae.